AUGGCCAACCUUCUCAGAACUGCUAAGUCUGGCAGCAACUGGACUACGGCAGAGCUAGACGCAUACAAUAUCACCGUCGUCCCUCAAACCAAAGCCGAGUUCUUUGGGACUAACGAUUUCCCCGAUCCAACAGAGCCGUCAUUGUUGGGCUUCAUGAAGAACGAAUCUCGAGAGACGGCCACAGAAAAGAAGACGAAGCAAUUACUCCACUACCUCGACUUGGCGAUGGAUCCGAAAAUGGGUCAGGAGGCGGCUGUUGCCAACUUCGCCGCUGAGUUAUUGCGAGGCCUCGAAUACGAUGACAACGAUAGGAUCGUUUUCAUCCGGCAUGCCAUUCCUUUUCUCAUCUGUGGGGAGACCUUGAUUGCCCAGACUGACGUUUGCGUCAUAGACGAUGACGAAAUUUUGCUGCUGUUACAGGAGGAUAAGAGGUUAACAAGCAUGAAGGAUCCGGAGCCUCAGGUCAUCGCAGAGGCGAUCGCUGCCUUUGCGAUGAACAAUAUGAAACGGGAACGCCACCUUAACCUCCAACCUCGCGACGCCAUCAUGUUCCCUGCCCUCACCAUGAUCGGCACCACCCCAGCCUGGUACAAAGUCCCCGUCACUGCUGCACUGAGCAAAGCAGUUCGGACCGGGACUUAUCCCGAGAUCGAAACUCGUGUUCUUCGUUACAUCCCCGCCCUCCCUCGCAGAAACAGCGAAGGGAUGCGCCCCCUUCCAAACAGGCUCGAAAUCUUGCGAUGUCUUGAGGCGUUCAAAAGGUUCUUGGGAAACUGA
Messenger RNA from Cyclocybe aegerita, 777 nucleotides. The record is from the annotation of a GenBank genome assembly. Lineage: Eukaryota; Fungi; Basidiomycota; Agaricomycetes; Agaricales; Hemipholiotaceae.